This is a messenger RNA of Brassicogethes aeneus, 787 nucleotides long. Lineage: Eukaryota; Metazoa; Arthropoda; Insecta; Coleoptera; Nitidulidae. The record is from the annotation of a GenBank genome assembly.
GUUCUAACAAAGUUUAAAUCCUAAAUCAAAUUCUGUUAUUAAAUUAACAAAAAAUGUCGUUAAAACAAACCACAGAUGUAGAUCCAUUAAAAAAUGAAAGAACAGGAAACGUAAGGGAAGUGGGUUCUCAAGCAAUAUGGAGUUUAUCAUCUUGUAAACCAGGAUUUGGGGUAGAUCAAUUAAGAGACGAUAGGGCUGAUACGUAUUGGCAGUCAGAUGGACAGUUACCUCAUUUGGUUAACAUUCAAUUUCAAAGAAAAACAACCAUUAGUGAUAUUUACAUUUAUACAGACUAUAAACUUGAUGAAAGCUAUACCCCCAGUCGAAUUUCUAUUAGAGUUGGUACACAUUUUAACGAUUUGCAGGAAGUCGAGGUUGUCAUGUUAUCUGAGCCGUCAGGUUGGAUUCAUGUCCCCAUUAAGGAUAUUCGUGAUAGGCCUAUACGAGUUUUUAUGAUUCAGAUAGCAGUUACUAGUAAUCAUCAAAAUGGAAGAGAUACUCAUAUGAGACAAAUUAAGAUUCAUAGUCCAAUAGAUAAUCCUGCAAUACAACUGGAUAAUUUUAUAACAUUUUCAACUGUAGAAUUUCAGCAAUUUGCUACUAUUAGAUAAUGGGUUAGGUUGGAAGGUAAUAAAACAAGGUCCUAUUUUUUAUAUAUAUUUUUUAGGUAAAAAUUACUGCAUAAAUAAUUUUAGUACAAAUAACCACUAUUAUACUUUAAAUAAUAAUAAUAUAAACCUUUGCUAUGUGAUGUCUUUAAAAUUAAAAUUAUUAAUAAUUAUAAUUC